UCUACCUUCACAUCAUUCUUCAAGCUGCCCAAGGAGGUCCGCGAGAUGAUUUGGCUUGCUAGCCUGCCUCGAACCGCAACAGUCGAAUUCAACGAAACAGAAUUCGACGUCACAAGCAUUUCACCACCAACACCUCUUCUCCUUACCUGCAAGGAAGCGCAUGCCACAGCGCUAUCCUUUCUCUCUCCUACCGCAUACCCCAUCUGGGGCCCUGAAGACUGGGAGAUGCUCUCGCUUGACCCGGAGAAGAUGAUUCUCCAAAUCAUCAUUAAUCCUUCCAAAUCCGCUUCCUUGAACAUCACUUGGACGGAUAUCUGGAGCGUCCUAGGAGACGCGCUGCUAGCUGCAAGUCGGCUUCAUAUUGUCUGUUGCCAGCCUGAGCGCUUGGCAAGGCUGUUCAUGCUUGAGGAGGCAGAAUGGCUUGGUGUGGGACAAGCCUGUAACGAAGAAGGCUUGUUCAUGAAUGCAGAAACCGUCUCGGAUGAGCGAAAAGCCCGCGAGUCGCUACAGGCUCAGCUUACUGUGACAGGAAUCUCUGGGGACGAAGUCAGUGUUUGGAAGUUGAUUGACGAGAGGAUUUUGACCGGAUUCGGGCACACGGCCAAAGUUUUCUCGACAAAG
Exserohilum turcica Et28A is the source of this 621-nucleotide messenger RNA. RefSeq lists its product as uncharacterized. The transcript is spliced from 2 exons. Lineage: Eukaryota; Fungi; Ascomycota; Dothideomycetes; Pleosporales; Pleosporaceae. The annotation marks the transcript as partial. The record is from RefSeq and is a predicted model, not a curated record.